This is a messenger RNA of Galeopterus variegatus (Sunda flying lemur), 1894 nucleotides long. It is a transcript of the gene LAIR1, whose product is annotated as leukocyte-associated immunoglobulin-like receptor 1. The coding region runs from base 37 to 936 and encodes 299 amino acids. NCBI's taxonomy places the organism in Eukaryota, Metazoa, Chordata, Mammalia, Dermoptera, Cynocephalidae. The record is from RefSeq and is a predicted model, not a curated record. The transcript is spliced from 9 exons.
GGCUCCAGGCCAGGGUAGACUGCUUGGGCUCGAGCCAUGUCUCUACAUCUCACCACCCUGCUGGGCCUUGUGCUCAGUCUGGGCCAGAUGAUCCACACACAGGAGGGGGCCCUGCCCAAACCCUCCAUCCGGGCUGAGCCAAACUCUGUGAUCCCCCACGGGAGGCCUGUGACCAUUGUGUGCCAGAGCACUGUGGGAUUUGAGAUAUUUCGCCUGGAGAAGGUGGAAAGCUCUGUGUUCAGAGAUGAGAAGAAUAAUUUAACGUCUAAUAAAGAGGCCAGAUUCUUCAUCACCUCAAUGAGCGAAGACACUGCUGGGCGUUAUUUCUGCCGCUAUUUUACAAGGAAUCAAAAAUGGUCUGAUUUCAGUGCAUUCCUGGAGCUCAUGAUGACGAGUGAGGACAUAACCUGGGUCCCCCACACCCCAGACUCAGCUCUGUUCUCACGUCUGUCCCAAGGAGCCACACAGAUGCCUUCGGACGACAGUAACAAUGGUGGUGCUGCUGAUAACCUGAUUCCAUCUUCCCUAGUCACACCUGCUCCUCGAGGCCUGAGGACAGAGCUUCUUUAUAUUCUUAUCGGGAUCUUGGUGGCCUUCCUCCUUUGUCUCCUUGUAGUCCUCUUCUUCCUCCAUCUCCAGCAUCAGAAAAAACAGGGGCCCUGCAGCAGCAAGGCUGAGGAACAGAGGCCACAAGAGAGGCUCAGCCCAGCCGCUGAUGUCCGAGAGAGGACACCAGGCACAGCCACAGUUGACAGACUCCCUGAGAAGGACAGAGAGAUGGACACCUCAACCCCUGCUGCAGGGGACCUCCAGGAGGUGACAUAUGUUCAGCUGGACCUCCAGGCCCUCACACAGAGGACAGCCCAUGCUGUGUCCCCACAGUUCAUGGAGUCCACGGCUGUGUCCAGCACCUAUGCAGCCCUCUCCAGACACUGACCUCAGGCCCACCUGGUUCCUGCAUCUGAAGACAAAGGAAGUCACUCUAGGAAAAGUCUGAAGCAGCCAUUUGGAGCACUUCCCUUUGGAAUCAUCCUGUUCUGAAAAAAACAGUCAAUCAGCAAUCCUGGAGACAAGAGCUGGACGCUGGAGUUGUCUAAUCAACAUCUCAAAAAUUUAUUAACCAGGUUGUCUCUUUAACAGUUUACCAGCUUCUUGUAGAGGCUUUGUUGCAACUGCUACCAGAGACCCAGUUACAGUCACCUCACUGUUUUUAGAGACCCAGCUACAGACAGCUGUUUCCAGAGAAUGAGCUACAGUCAGCUGGCUGUUUCCAGAGACAGAGCUACAGGUAUCUGGCUAUUUGCAGAGACCAAGCUACAGUUCUCUGACUAUUUCCAGAGACCGAGCUGUAGUCAACUGGCUGUUUCUAGAGACCUAGAAACAGUCACCUGGCUGUUUCCAAAGACCCAGCUACAGUCUACCUGGCUGUUUCAAGAGGCCCAGCUAUAGUUACGUGGCUGUUUCCAGAGACCCAGCUUCAACAGCCCAGGUGAUUUUAUGUAGAGUGUUAUAGUUUCUCAGCUGGUAUUAGAUAUCUUCUGUAAAUCCCCAGCUGACUCAGACUCCAUUUUAAUUAUCUGCUCAGUUAAAUCUAAAGACCUUCAGAAUUUAAUUAUUGACCUUGAGACUGGGCUAUUCUUGUUCAGCUGAGAGCUGAGUUCAGUGCUUUGGAUCAAGCUUUAUUUUGCUCAUCAAUAAAUAUUUUUAAAAGCCUAAUAUCUGACAGGUCUGUGCCAGGUUGGGAUGCACAGGUCACUUGGACUCAGUCUCUGCUUCAUAGUUGUUGAAAACUGAGUAGAGAAGACAGGAGCAACACAGGAGGUGUCAGUGUUUUCUUUUGUCUUUUAAAAAAUUGAUCAAAAUUAGGUAUAUCGGGCCAGCCCGUGGCUCACUC